Messenger RNA from Fusarium vanettenii 77-13-4, 897 nucleotides. RefSeq lists its product as uncharacterized. Lineage: Eukaryota; Fungi; Ascomycota; Sordariomycetes; Hypocreales; Nectriaceae. Bases 1 to 897 code for a protein of 298 amino acids. The record is from RefSeq and is a predicted model, not a curated record. Gene Ontology annotation, biological process: protein phosphorylation. The transcript has a single exon. Gene Ontology annotation, molecular function: protein kinase activity.
AUGGCGUCUCCACCACCUCCUCCUCCCCUGCCGAGCCAUGGAAGCCACAGUGCGCAAAAGACCAAGGGUCUAGACCGCCUCCAGGAAAUGAGGAACAAGGACCGCACGCAAGCCCUUUAUGGUGACUCACCCCCGCCCCCGAGGCAGCCUGCUCCGUAUCCCGAAGGCGACGUGAUACACCACAUUCAAGAUCGCUAUGUAGUACGCCAUGGAAGCCAUGUCACCAAGUACACUACAAGCCCUCAUGGAAUGGGUGUUAACGACCACCCGAACGAAGUUGUGGCCCUACGCUUUGUCAAGAUCUAUACGACCAUCCCAGUCCCAGAGGUCAUCAGCAGUGACUGGGAUCGCAUCACUAUGGAAUACAUCGAGGGCGAGACUCUGCAGCAGGCGUGGCCGGGUCUCACGGAUGAUCAGCGGUCUGCCAUCUUGACCCAGCUUCGGGGAUACAUCGCUCAGAUGCGUGCCCUGAGCGGCAUAUACCUCGGCCGUCUUGACGGGCAGGGCGUCAUUGUCCCAAGCAUCAUGACGCGCUCCGGGGGCCCCUUUGCUACUGUAUCUGAGUUUCAUGACUGGCUGGUGAAGCCGCCGAAGCGGUUAAAGGCUCAGUCCAUGUACUGGCACCAAAUUACAACGCAGCUUGCUGCAGAGAGCCCCAUCGUCUUCACGCAUGGAGAUAUUGCUGCGCGUAAUAUCUUGGUGCGUGAUGGUCGUAUCGUUGCUCUGCUGGAUUGGGAGUACGCAGGGUGGUACCCAGAGUAUUGGGAAUACGUCUUCACACUGCGCGGCAUGGAUAACAUUGACUGGGAGACACUGGGUUGUCAUGCCCCGUCUCUCUUUGCGAACCGCCAUGAUCUUGAGUAUAUCCUGGUGGGGUUUAUUCUUGGACUCUCGUGA